Xiphias gladius (swordfish) is the source of this 1347-nucleotide messenger RNA. It is a transcript of the gene cartl, whose product is annotated as cocaine- and amphetamine-regulated transcript-like. The transcript is spliced from 3 exons. Lineage: Eukaryota; Metazoa; Chordata; Actinopteri; Istiophoriformes; Xiphiidae. Gene Ontology annotation, molecular function: neuropeptide hormone activity. The record is from RefSeq and is a predicted model, not a curated record. Bases 686 to 1009 code for a protein of 107 amino acids. Gene Ontology annotation, biological process: adult feeding behavior; G protein-coupled receptor signaling pathway; cellular response to starvation.
GAAUUAAAUAUUCAGUUGCUUAGGAGAUUUUUAAUGUUUCAUCACCGCUAUUUGCUUCAUUAAAAAGCAACAACAACCAAAAAACCCAAAAUCGAGAGAGACAGCGUUCAAACCAUCCGUCGCUUUACCUGGCAGGAGUCACGUGACCAGGUAAUCCUCUCACCUGUCUGCGGCUCCUGCGGCUCCCGUGUUUGUGGACUCCUGGGAUUUGAAAGCCCUUCAUGUGGUUGCCGGAGAGCCGGGUCUCAUUCAGACUUAGGGUUUUCCUGGACUUCGUGUAGACCUUUGGACUGCGACCAACGGCUGGAUCCGUUCAUAUAAACCAACUGAGCGCCGGUGGGGUUUGUCGUGCACCCCCAUCCAUCCAUCCAUCCAUCCACCCAUCCAUCCAUCCAUCCAUCCAUCCACCCAUCCAUCCAUCCAUCCAUCCACCCAUCCAUCCAUCCAUCCAUCCAUCCAUCCCUGCCUGCCCCCACGCAAAAACUCCCCCGCACGUUAAUCCUGCCGUGGCCUUUCGGGCGGAGCUACGUGAGUCGAUAUAAGAGGGGAGAAAGGCCGGUGGGUGGAGGGAGAAUCUCCUGUGGACCUGCCGCGACCCUCUGCUCCUCCAGUCCCGACUUGCUGCCUCCUGCCGGACCUCCAGAAUCCUCCUCCUCCUCCUCCUUCCCCCACAGGGACCAGCACCAUGGACAGCUCCGGGAUGCUCCGCGGGCUGCUGUUUGCCGGCCUGCUGUCCGUCCUCUGUCACGGCCAGGCGUCCCAGGAAGUCUCCGCGGAGGACUUUGGAGUGGAGAGACCCGAACCGGCCGCAGACACAGACCUGAUAGAGGCGCUGGAGGGUCUGCUGGGCAGGAUGCACCGUCGGAUUUCCUCCGCCGAGAAACGGGGCAGCAUCCCACUGUGCGGGAUGGGCGACCGGUGUGCCAUGAAGUUUGGGCCGCGCAUCGGGAAGCUCUGCGACUGCGGAAGAGGAGCCAACUGCAACUCCUACCUGCUCAAGUGCAUCUGAACCACGGAGGGCUUUUACUUUCUUUCUCCACACAAAGAAAAAAAAAAACCCCGGCUCUCGUCUUGUUGUCAGUCUCUAAUAUCAUCAUUUAUAUGUGUGAUGCACUGCUGUUGUUUUGGCAGUUGUUGCCAGAGGAUAAGCAUCGACGUUGUGUUGCUGAGCGUCCUGAUGAUCUGCUGUAGCAUGUAAAUGUUUCAUGGUCAAUAAACAGACUUGUAAACACACCUAUUUAUUAUUUUAAUUACUCAAAGUUUACUCAUUUACUCAUUGGUCCGUGUUGUUGCGAUUGGAACUUCAGGGAUAUUUUUAAUUGGAAUUACACUGUCAAAUUUGCAACU